GUAAAUAGAACAGAUUUACAAAAAAAAAAAAAUACAAAUCGGAAAACCCGAUAUCCGUAUAUUGCCGGCGAUCGAUUCAAUGAAGACGAGUAUGAGCUUCGCUGUCGGCGUAAUCGCCCUUCUAAUGCUUUUUCACGCCGCUUACUCUACAAUUCAAUAUAGGGCUUUGCUUAAGAUCACUGAAGAUGAGUUCACUGGACCUCCUUAUGAAGUGAUGGUUGAGUUGAUAUUAGUAUUGAUUUUGAGUUUGUUUGCUGGACUAACCGUUCCGGGAAAUUUCCGGUCAAUCCUUCCAGAUUCAGAUGAGAAUAGAGUGGUGUCUCUACCUUCCAAUAUGAACUUUAUGAUUUUCAAUCAUCGUGGAAAGGCGUUCCCUACAGAAAUUGGCUUGAAGCUCAACUGAAAGGGCACCUUUUACAUUGAUGGGAUCCAUCGCUUGUAGCUGUGUGGCUUCCACUCCAUGGGAUCUUAGAAGCACCCAUAUUGGAUUUUUGUAUACUAGUGUGUUAGACAAACUGUCGCUUGAAAGUUGUUUUGAUAUUGAAAAGAUUUGAAUUCUGCCUUAUGCAUAAUUAGUUCUUUCAGGGUUGAUCAUUA
This is a messenger RNA of Erigeron canadensis, 597 nucleotides long. RefSeq names its product membrane magnesium transporter. Bases 80 to 403 code for a protein of 107 amino acids. Gene Ontology annotation, cellular component: early endosome; Golgi apparatus; plasma membrane. The record is from RefSeq and is a predicted model, not a curated record. The transcript is spliced from 4 exons. NCBI's taxonomy places the organism in Eukaryota, Viridiplantae, Streptophyta, Magnoliopsida, Asterales, Asteraceae.